AUGCCAGGCACACCGGUAUCAGAGGUGCCUUCGGUAUCUCUUUCCUUUGCCAACAACUUCUGGGGCAAAGACGAUGCCGGCGUUGGGCCCAUGCUGGACCGCAUGCACUUUGCCAAGGUCACCAACGACGAGCUGAAAGCCUUCUACGCGGCCCGAGCAGCCAUCGAGGAAGACUACUCCAAGAAGCUGCUGCAGCUUUCUCGAAAGCCCCUCGGGUCCUCAGAAACAGGCACCCUGCGAAUGUCGUGCGAUGUCAUACGGGCCGAGGUCGAGUCCAUGGGCAAGGCCCACCAGAGCGUCGCCCAGCAGAUGCACACAGAGCUGGAGGAGCCGCUGCAAGCGUUCGCAGGCGGCAUGAAGGAGCGCAGGAAGAUUGUGCAAAACGGCAUAGAGAAGCUCUUGAAGCUCAAGAUGCAGCAGACAGCCACAGUCAACAAGGCACGCGAUCGCUACGAACAGGACUGUUUGAAGAUCAAGGGUUUCCUUGCACAGGCGCACAUGGUCAUGGGCCACGAGGAGCGGAAGAACAAGGCCAGGCUGGAGAAGACGCAGAUCAACCUGUCCACCACAAGCGCAGAGUACGAAGCCGCAGUGAAGGUGCUAGAGGAGACAACGGGUCGCUGGAACAGGGAUUGGAAGGCCGCCUGCGACAAAUUCCAGGAUCUCGAAGAGGAGCGCAUUGAUUACACCAAGAGCAGCUUGUGGAACUUUGCAAACAUCGCCUCGACAGUGUGCGUCAGUGACGACGGUUCGUGCGAGAAGAUGCGUCUGUCGCUCGAGGACUGCGAUGUAGAGAAGGACAUUACCAACUUCAUCACCGACAGUGGAACCGGUCAGGAGAUACCCGAUCCGCCAAAGUUCAUCAACUUCUGCCGUGGAGACGCCGAAACCUCGUCACAAGUAUCCGAUGAUGAGAACUACUCCGUGGCGCAGUUUGCAAGGACUAUGAAUCCGUCGUACCGCGCUUCGUCUCCACCAAUCUCGGUCUUCGAAUCCCACCAUGACCCCAACAAUCCUUUGGCAAGGGAAUUGGGCUUGCAGCACGACACCCAACCAAUUGCCAUUCCGCAGGAUCAGAUCAACGUCCCACCACCACGACAGCCUGCCGAGCCACAGCAGGUACCUCGUCCCUCGACAGCCUCUCGCACAGUGCAGCCUGACCCACGUCUGGUGCAAGCACAACAGCAAGCACGUCAACAGUACCAGCAAAGUCAGGCCCCGUACAAUGACUACCCGGCAGACGGCAUGACGCAGUUCUGUCGACCUGCAGCACAGUCUGAUCGGAGCACCAUCUCAAGUCCGAUCCGGCCUCCAAGCCGAGACUCGCACAGUGACCACUCGGAUUUGAACUCCUUCUCCAGUGUCGAGCCACCCAGUGGGUCAGCAUCGCCUGGCAAGCCAAUGCCACCAUCCUCAUUCCCUGAGUCGAGUCCUGUAGAGGAGACUUCUUUCCAAAAGAAACGGGUUUUUUUCAACAGUCCUUUUGGCCGCAGGAAGAGCAAGCCUGAGGUUGAGACACUAGCAUCGAUCACACCGACAAGCCGCAACACAUGGGCUCCUGCAUCGCGACAGAAUACCAACGAAAAUGUCAGCCCCACUCGCCCACUUGCUAGGGCUAACCGUCAGCCCAUGGUACAAGAUGCUACGCGAUCUGCCAGUCCUGAGCCAGUCGACCCACGGGCCAACUUCCAGUUGAACGUAGGGAACAAUGUGUUCGACGUGGCGUCGCCUGACAAGAAGAAACAGCAACAGCAGAACCAGCAGGAGCCGCUUGAGGAGCUCGAUCCCAUUGCAGCGGCUCUCGAAGAACUCAGAGGCGUCACAAAGCAAGGCACUCUGCGUGUGUCUGCCGACAAGUUCCACGGCCUGGCCACACCGCAGCCUCCAGCCACGCCCGCUGUUGGCACAAAGAUACCAGGAGGUGCGCCGACGCCGUUGACCAACGUGAACUUGAACGCCGCGAAGCGCGGCACACCACCACCGUCUUACGAGCAACCACCAAUGUCCCGUCUUGGCGCUCCUAAACCAGCACAUACCGCCCGCCAGAUGCAGAAGACGACCGAGAUGUAUGUGAAUCAAAAAGCGAACGUGUUCAAUGGUAACGCCGGAUCACGACCCCCAACACGAGGCACCACUCAGCAAGAGCCUCCACGGGCGACAUCUCCUGCACCAAAUCGUGCUACUAGCCCGAGACCUAGUCUAUACACAGCACAACAACGGUCGUCGCAGGGCCAAGCACCUGCAUCGCCGUCCACUUACCGACCUGCCCAGCGUCAACAACAGUCGCCUGCUCCUACUGCUAGCUACAAUCGUUCAGCAUCGCCAAACCCAUAUGCGGCCUCGACUGCUAGUGGACGACCACGCGCGCAAACUGCUACUGCCCCAGCUCAAGCCUAUGGUACUCCAGUUGGGCGCAACUCGUAUUCAUCCACGCGAGGUGCUUCUCCUGCUAUGAACUCGAUGCCCCGGGCAGCAUCGCCACAGCCACCACAGCCAGCCUACGCGCAGUCGCGACCAGGAUCUCGCGCGGCUCCUAGCUCUCGAGCUGUCAGUCCUCAACCAGCAUUCCGCCAGUCGAACGACCGACCACCCAGCUCGCACAGUGGAGUGGCGAUGUCUAUGGCAGGCAGCGAACGAGGUGACGGAUCUGUGUAUGGUGGCAGUAUACGCGGCCGACCACAGAGUUCGUACUACGGGGGAGGAGGUGGUGGAAGUGGAAGCUCCGUGCGGGCCGAGUCCAGAGCACGCAGCAAGAGUCUGGCAGAGCCGAAGAACUACAACAGGGAUGGACGCAUCAUCUUGAACUACUCUCGUGCAAUGUACUCGUACACAGCACAGAUCCCUGAAGAACUUGCGUUCCAGAAGGGCGACAUUCUUGCCGUGCUUCGCCUCCAAGACGAUGGAUGGUGGGAAGCAGAGGCCGUGGGUAAGAACGGCAGGCCUGGUCUUGUCCCUUCGAACUACCUACAGCCAUGCUGA
Messenger RNA from Ascochyta rabiei, 2979 nucleotides. Its product is annotated as formin-binding protein. Gene Ontology annotation, biological process: cytoskeleton organization. Gene Ontology annotation, cellular component: cell division site; plasma membrane; cytoplasm. Gene Ontology annotation, molecular function: protein binding. The coding region runs from base 1 to 2979 and encodes 992 amino acids. The record is from RefSeq and is a predicted model, not a curated record. NCBI's taxonomy places the organism in Eukaryota, Fungi, Ascomycota, Dothideomycetes, Pleosporales, Didymellaceae. The transcript has 4 exons.